UCUGGUGGAGGAGUGAGACAACCAAGCACUCUUCUAGCCAAGCUGUAGCUGCAAGAGCUUUUCCAUUUAUGGCACCUGCCCACAGUAUUUUCUUUAACAGGGUUAAGCGGUUCAACAACUUCCGUGUGAACAGAAUUACUAAAGAAGUGAAGACAACCACAUCCACCUGUUCUGUUCUGCAACAUUAUGACUGCAAUGUCCUGCUUUUAAAAUGGGUUCUUCAGAGAAUAGGAAGUAAACGGAUAAGGCAAGCAGACCGCUUCUUGGUUCAGACAAAGCAUACAAAAUAGGCACCCUCUUAUCUAAAUCACAGUCCAGCAUGGCUGGGGAGGAAAUUGAACAGAAUCUCAGCAUGUGGUACCAUUUAAUACUAUGGUUAGUUGUCAUCUUUUUUUGGUGGAAAUGGAGAGAUGGGGAGAAUUUAGAUGAUACGGAUCCUCAAGGGAAAUACAUAUUCAUCACUGGUUGUGACUCUGGAUUUGGAAAACUGGCAGCUAUAACCUUUGAUAGGCGAGGAUUCCAAGUGAUUGCUGGUUGCCUGACUGAAAGGGGAGCAAAGGAACUGAAAGAAGAGACCUCUGAUAACCUCCUGACGGUGUUGCUGGAUGUGACAAACUCAGACAACAUCAAGCAAGCGGCAGAACAAGUUAAGAAGGAAGUAGGAGAACGUGGUCUCUGGGGCCUCAUCAACAAUGCUGGAGUCAUGGGAGCAUCAGCACCAACGGAUUGGCUGAAGAUUGAGCAUUUUAGAGUGCCCAUUGAAGUCAACCUGAUUGGCCUCAUAAACGUUACAUUACACAUGCUUCCAUUGGUGAAGAAAGCCAAAGGAAGAAUAGUAAAUGUAACCAGCAUUGGCGGUGUUUUGGCAAUAUGCUCAGGUGGUUAUUGUCCAUCCAAAUAUGGAGCAGAAGCAUUUACCAACAAUUUAAGACAGGACAUGAAGCCCUUUGGAGUGAAAGUGUCUAGUAUUCAGCCUGGCUUGUUCAAAACAGGGCUCUCUGAUAGAGUCCGGAUCAUAAAGGAAAAAUUGGCCAUUUGGAAUAGCCUUCCUCCCAAUGUCCAACAGCAGUAUGGCGAACAUUAUCUCAAGGAAGAUGCAAUAAAGAAAGAAAAAUUAGUUAAAAUGUGCCAGAAUUCAAACCUCUCACUGGUCGUGAAGUGCAUGGAACAUGCCUUAAUAAGCAAAUAUCCACAGACUCAUUACACUGCAGGCAUGGAUGCUAAAAUUCUUUGGAUCCCUCUCUCAAGGAUGCCGGUCUAUGUGCAGGACUUUGUACUCAUGAAGAACAAAGUUAAGCUAGUUAAUCCAAAUGCAGAAUGAGAUCUCCUCCUUUGUGUACUGGCGUCUCCUAGGGAGCCUCAACCAGUUGGCUCAGGACAAGAACUGGCUAUACUGUGGCCAUUGUUUGUUAACCAGUUCAAAGUACCAGUUCGUGUUCAUGCUUCGAAAGCUGUGCUUGCUUAAAUAAUGAAGAUAAACACUCCAGUAUUCAGGCAAACAAGAAUCCAGUAGUGUGGGCAAUACCAUUUCUUGCUGACAUUAAGACAACAAUAUGGUUUGCAUUGUCUGAUUGUUGUUAAGGCUGAUGUAGCAUUUGCUGGCAAAAAAUGCACGUUAGGCAAUUAAUCAGUCAAAACUUAGAGAACUUGCAACUUCUGG
Molecule: messenger RNA, 1660 nt
Organism: Candoia aspera
Lineage: Eukaryota; Metazoa; Chordata; Lepidosauria; Squamata; Candoiidae
Gene: DHRS9
Product: dehydrogenase/reductase 9
Exons: 6
Coding region: 320-1321 (333 amino acids)
Biological process (GO): steroid metabolic process; retinol metabolic process
Cellular component (GO): intracellular membrane-bounded organelle
Molecular function (GO): all-trans-retinol dehydrogenase (NAD+) activity
Source: RefSeq, a predicted model, not a curated record